This is a messenger RNA of Vitis vinifera (wine grape), 6494 nucleotides long. RefSeq names its product ENHANCER OF AG-4 protein 2. Lineage: Eukaryota; Viridiplantae; Streptophyta; Magnoliopsida; Vitales; Vitaceae. The record is from RefSeq and is a predicted model, not a curated record. Bases 288 to 5270 code for a protein of 1660 amino acids. Gene Ontology annotation, cellular component: nucleus. The transcript has 12 exons. Gene Ontology annotation, biological process: regulation of transcription by RNA polymerase II. Gene Ontology annotation, molecular function: transcription coregulator activity; double-stranded DNA binding.
UCACAAAUUACACAAUACACUCUCAUUCCUCUCUCUCUCUCUCCUCUCUCUCUCUCUCUCUAUAGAAUUCGAAUGCAGAACCCUAGGUUUCAGUCUGCCUCGACCAAGUAUCGGAUUACGGUGCCAUAGUGCGGACCUCGGACGCCGGUGAUUGCGCAACCUGCGCUUCGCCGCCGGCGAAUUGGUGGAAUCGGAUUUGAGGUUUGCUGUCUAGGGUUUUGAAUUGCGCGGUUUGAUUGGGAGCAUUCGCGGAAGAGGGAGUUUGGCAUAGGGCUGGAGUAAUCGCCAUGGCUCCGGGGCGUAAAAGGGGAGCGAACAAAGCCAAGGCUAAGAGUGAGUUGCGCUUGGGCGAUCUCGUUCUGGCAAAGGUCAAGGGCUUCCCAGCGUGGCCCGCCAAGAUUGGCAAGCCUGAAGAUUGGGAUCGAACUCCUGAUCCUAAGAAAUAUUUUGUUCAAUUCUUUGGAACUGAGGAAAUAGCUUUUGUUGCCCCUGGAGAUAUUGAGGCAUUUACUAGUGAGGUAAAAAAUAAAUUGUCGGCUAGGUGUCGAGGUAAAACAGUUAAAUUCUUCGCCCAAGCAGUGAAGGAAAUAUGUGAUGCUUAUGAAGAGUUGCAGCAAAAAAACACAAGUGGUUCGAGAGAUGAUAGAGACAGGACUGCUCCUGAGAGUGAGGCUCCAUCUGUUGAUGGGGUGGGGGAUGACAGGGUAGAGGAUGACUUGAAAGAUGGGAUUGGUACUGUUCGACUGAAUGGGGAAACAGUGAUUGAAGGUUUAGGUGAUUGUGGCUCUGGAUUGGAGCACUGCUUUCAUAAACAGGGUGAGCCUGAUGAUCAAGAUGUAAAACCUGCUACUUCAGCUCAUGCAAAUGAUAAUUUAUCUCCAGCUAUAUUUUCUGAGAAAAAGAAUAAAGCAUCAAAUGGUGCACGAACACCAAAGGAGACAGAAUCAACAUCCAGUCCAGAUAAACCUUUCUAUGUUAAGGAAGAAAUCCCUAAUAAUAGUAAUGAAGAAGAUAUUAUUUGCACUGGACGCACACAGGUUGCAACUCCUAUGAAAGGUUCGAACUCUUGUCAUGACAAUGUUGAAGGUGGCUCCUCUAGUUGUUGGGAUGAUGGUCAAAAGGAUGGUGUUCCAUCUUUAAUGGUGUCAACUCAUGCUAAGAGCCCAGGUGGUGGACAAAGGGCAUUAACAAAUGGUCACAAGUCAAAGAAGGUGGUAAUGGGGUCAAAGAGGAAACGUGAGGGCGUGGUUGAAGUACACAAAAACAAAAGCUCAGCAACCUCAUUGAAGUAUGAGAAUGCUGGUGGUUCUGGUGAUCUCCCUGAAGCUGGCGGGCAUUUCAAAGAUGGAACGCAAAGCAAAAUUGCCUCUGGUGGCAGCAUGAAAGAAUCAUCUCCGGAUACUCUGAAAUCUGAUUCAGAUAUCACGAGUGGGAAGAGAGCACUGAAAGCUAAAAAGCAAUUAAAGGUAACUGUUGACCGACAGAAGGAUGCUAUGGCCAAUAAUAAGGCACAGCCAAAGGGUGAUCUUUCUGGUGGGAAAAAGAGGGCCCAGCUUGGACAUGGAAAGCAUAAGUUGGUUGAUGAUGAAAUUUCACAUUCUGUGAAAAGGUCAAAGUGUGUGGAUCCGGUGGAUGAUGCCACCAAGAAAUCACACAUCAAGAGCAUAAAGAAUGAUUCUCUGAGUUUUACUGUUGAUGACAAGACUGUCAAGCAUACAGAAAUAAAAAAAUCUGUUUCAUGUCUGAAAGUAGACAACUCCAUGGCAUCAGAAGCAGAGACUGGUACUGUUGGUUCAGAUGUUCCUGGUGAUGAAGAUGUUCUACCCCUUUCAAAACGCCGUCGCCGGGCGUUGGAAGCUAUGUCUGAUUCUGCUACUCUGACUCCUGAGGUCAAAAUAGAGAAAAAUUCUGUUGUGCUUAAAAAUGAUGCGUUGCAUUCAAAAAGUGCCAAACCUCUGCAUACCCAAUUGAAGAGAAAAAGGAGAACAAUUUGUCGAUUUGAGGAUGAUGAUGACGAAGAGCCCAAAACUCCAGUGCAUGGGCCGUCCAGAAAUGUUAACACCCCUUCACGUAUCUCCAAUUCUAUCAAGGACCUUGAUGCUCAUCAUGAAAGUUCUAAUCAUACUCAACUGAGUGUUAGAGAUUCGGGGGGACAUGAGGAAAGCCCAUCGAAGGAAUGUUCACCCAGACUACAGCAAACCGUAGAGAAGAGGCCUAAAAAGACAAUGGCUGCACCUAUCUCCCAUAGUCCUCGGAAAUUAGAAUCUGAGAAGUUAUCUUCAAAGGAGGCUAAACAAAUCUUGAGUCCCCCUAAAAAGUCUCCUCGUUCAGCUUCUGCUACCAAACCGAUGUUAGAACAACAUAAAGCUGUCAAAUCCGCAGUUAAGGUAUCCAGUAGUGGUACUUUAGUAAAGGUUCAGUCUGGGUCUGCUAAGGCUUUGAGUCUGCUUGCUGAUAGCUUAACUGCUCAAAAUCAAGUGGCAAUUCAGAGAAAUAAGCCAAUGUCUAGUGGUGAAAAAUCAAAAGCUACUCCAAAAGCAAAUUUGCGGCCAAAUGAAUCUGUUACUCUGACAGAAAAUCUGAUGGAAAAUAAUUCUUUGCUUGGAGAAAGACUAGAAGCUGGUAGGAAUGAUAAAACUAGUUCCUUGAUUGAUCCCAAGAUAGCGGAUUCUGUUCUGUCUAUGAAGCACCUUAUUGCAGCUGCUCAGGCCAAAAGGAGACAAGCACACUCACAAAAUAUUUCUCAUGGAAAUCCCAAUACCGCUUUUGUAUCCAUUAUUGAUGUCCAGGGAGGGAGUCCUAGUCCUGUUUCUGCAGUUCCACCUUUUCCUUCUGGCACCAGCAGUGUAAUGCAAGCAGAUAUGCAGGGAUUUUACCCUCAUACUACAAUGGCUUCUCCAUCUGCUCAUAGUCGUCAGUUUGCAUCACAAAGUCAACUCGAUAUUGAAGACUCUGAGGACAGAAGAGUCGGUUCAGGACCACGGGCAGCUGGUGGAUCAUUGAGUGGUGGUACUGAGGCAGCUGUUGCUCGUGAUGCGUUUGAAGGAAUGAUAGAGACAUUGUCAAGGACAAAAGAAAGUAUUGGACGUGCAACCCGUCUUGCAAUUGAUUGUGCUAAGUAUGGCAUUGCCAAUGAGGUUGUCGAACUUCUCAUCCGAAAGUUGGAAAGUGAGCCUAGUUUUCAUCGGAGGGUGGAUCUGUUUUUUCUUGUGGAUUCUAUCACCCAAUGCUCACAUAGCCAAAAAGGAAUUGCAGGAGCUUCUUAUAUUCCUACAGUCCAAGCUGCAUUGCCGCGUCUUUUAGGCGCUGCUGCUCCAUCUGGAGCUGGUGCUCGUGAAAAUCGCCGUCAAUGUCUGAAGGUUUUGCGGCUAUGGCUUGAGAGAAAAAUAUUACCUGAAUCUCUGCUUCGGCGCUACAUGGAUGACAUUGGAGUUUCAAAUGAUGACACAACUUCUGGUUUUUUCCUUAGACGCCCUUCUCGAUCUGAGCGGGCUGUAGAUGAUCCAAUUAGAGAAAUGGAAGGCAUGUUUGUUGAUGAGUAUGGAAGCAAUGCUACAUUUCAGUUGCCUGGCCUUUUGUCUUCUCAUGUAUUUGAAGAUGAAGAUGAAGAAGAUCUUCCAAGUGGUUUUUCUAAAGAAGCUGCUGGUGCAUCUCCAGUAAAACCCACUCAUGCUUCAGGAGAUCCAGAAACUGUAACUCCAAAUGACAGGCGCCACCACAUCUUAGAGGAUGUGGAUGGUGAGCUUGAAAUGGAAGAUGUUUCCGGACACCUGAAGGAUGAGAGACCUCUGUUCAGAAAUGGUUCUUUCGAAAUGGAUUCACACCAGGACUCUGACAGAAUUUCAGAACUAGCUUCAAACAAUUCGAACGAGUUGCCCCCACUACCAGAGGGUUCUCCACCAUUGCCUAUUGAUUCUCCUCCUCCACCCCCACCUUUGCCUCCUUCACCGCCCCCACCACCACCUCCUCCAUUAUCUCCAUCACCUCCACCGCCUCCACCUCCUUUUCCGUCACAGCUGCCCCCACUUCCUCCACCACCUGCAGGGCCACCUCCACCUACAGGCCCUCCUCCACCUGCAGGGCCUCCUCCACCUACAGUCCAUCCACCACCUAUGGGGCCUCCACCAUCUACGGGUCCUCCACCACCUAUGGGGCCUCCACCAUCUACGGGUCCUCCACCACCUAUGGGGCCUCCACCUCCAAUGGGCCCUCCACCUAGGGGUCCUCCACCGCUUAUGGGUCCUCCACCACCGACGGGGCCUCCACCACCCACAGGCCCUCCACCACCAAGGGGUCCACCACCUAUUGGGCCUCCACCACCUGCAGGGCCCCCACUACCUCCAGGCCCUCCACCCCCUCCUGGUCCCCCACCCCCUGCAAGCCAGCACCUACCUACAGGUCCUCCACCAUCACUGCUUUCUCAACCACCACUACCUCCUACACCGCAACUGCCACCUCCACCACAGUUACCACCUCCACCGCAACUACAACCUCAACCGCAACUACCACCUCAACCUCCAUUACUGCCACCUCAACCAUCACUACAGUCUUCACCCCAGUUAGCAUAUCAACCACCUGUGCCUCAUGAAUAUUGCAGUGUUGGAAAUCAACUUGCCCCAAUGGCUGGAAAUACAUCUCAUGGAGGUCAUAUUGAUACUGCUGUAAAAAGUGAAAUGUUUCCACAGCAGUCACCUUGCUUUGCACCAACAGGUGUCUGCAAUUCAAGAGAACCUUCUGGGUUUAAUUCUUCAAGACCAUUGGAAUAUGGGCAUAAUGACAUGUAUUUGAACCACCAAGCUUCUCAGCCUAGCCAGCAAUUUCAGCCAGGUAAUACACCUUUUUCACAAAGACCUUUACAUCCAGCUCCAUCUCCACAAACCCAACCUAGUCAUUUUUCCUACACAAAUCCCAACAUCCAGCAACAUCAGCAGCACCCAUACUCCCACCCAUACCCAUUGCCACCGCCUCCUGAUACCCGGAGGCGAUUUGGUGCUGAUGAACAGUGGAGGAUGUCCUCAAGUGAACUUAACACAGAUAGUCAGCGUGGUUUGUGGAUGAGUGGAGGGAGAACUCCAUCAUGUUCAGGACCACCUUUUGUCCAGGAAGGUUAUUUUCGGCCGCCCCUCGAAAGGCCACCUGCAAAUAAUAUGGGUUUUCAUUCUACCCCAAACGCGCUACCAGCUGGAGCUCCCAUUCCAGUUCAUGGUGUUUCUCAGAUGUUGCCAUGUAGACCAGAUGUUUCUGCCCUUAAUUGUUGGAGGCCAGCUUAGGUACUCAGAGUCCCAUUAAAACUUCAUGCUGUGCACAUUGGAACGAGUAGGAAAUUACAUUUUAUAAUGCAUCAAAGGAAGAUUCAGCAUUUUGGAUGAAAUCUGAUGAACACAAGAAGGCGGUGUUGAGAACUUGUGGAUACUCUUGGCAGGACUGUGUAUAUUGUAAUUUUUCCUGACAAAUGCAUCCCGCAGACUUUUGCUUCCAAGGGUUAGCCCAUGUUUUUGACCCGGUUAGUACAUCUGUUUCUUAACUCUUGUAAUUAUACUGAGCAUACCAUAUAAAGAAAGUUAUUUUAAGCAACAAAUAUGAGUUGUGGCGACCUCAAGGAUUUUUUCUUUUUUAUGGCUUCGUUACUUGUUUACUAUAGAAUUUAUUUUUCUCUACAUUUAAUUAUAGAUGCAACAUGCUCCAGUGAUAAGAUAAGUACAAGCAGAGUCCCACCACUUGUCCAAAUAAAACAUGUGCCAAGAGAAAGAAAUAAUAAAAGCCAAAUUUGGGGCACUUACUUGCCUAUGUCAAAUACUAAAACCUUUAGAAUUAUUGUCAUGCUCUAGAUAAGGACCUUAGAUUCAGAAUUGAUUUAUCAUAAUUUUUUGCUUUUAAAUCUGUGUAUUUCUGUUAUAGUUUAGUGCAAAUUUCUUUCACAGGUUUAUAGGAAUUUUUAGGAUUUUACCUCUGUUGAGUGAUCACAUUGGAAGCUUUCUUGUUUGAGACAGAAACUAAGAAUUGGACUUGUUUGAUUGGGGAAUGAGGCCAUCAUUUUUUUUGACAGUAUCUUGCAACUGUAUACUAACUCACAUUUUAGAUAUAGCUCUUUUGGAAUGUCAAUUUGAAGAAAAAGGGCAAAAAGGAACACUGGGAGAGUGGUUUAUAAAUUUUCUGCGUCUCGUACUAGUGGAUGAUGCUGGUUUCUGAGUGGUGACUAGAUAUCAUUUUACAGGUUUUGGCAAAAUAUUUCUUACAAUAUCGUCAUAUAUGGGCUUCCUUUUGCUAUCCACCGAAGGAUAACCUCAAAUUUCCUGGUAGAUAGAACUGCUGCAAAUUGUUGAGGUAAAUAUUAACCAUGGAUAUUGAGCAAAGAUGAUGCUCAUAAUUUUCCCUAGAAUACUAGAAAGUUCUCAUGCAAAGGAUAUCUGAGUCAAUGUAAAGAUAGUUGAGAUAGAUGCUUAAGAACAGUUGAAUUUUUUUAUAAUAUUACCUUUUCAGAUUGUUAAUUAUUA